Octopus sinensis (East Asian common octopus) is the source of this 714-nucleotide messenger RNA. RefSeq lists its product as uncharacterized. The record is from RefSeq and is a predicted model, not a curated record. The transcript has 4 exons. Bases 1 to 699 code for a protein of 232 amino acids. Lineage: Eukaryota; Metazoa; Mollusca; Cephalopoda; Octopoda; Octopodidae.
AUGAUUGAUGAAGGGGAGAGAAUGGAGUUGGGGCAGAGCUCCACAUAUCCAAGCUUUACAAAUGUGGUUUCAGGAUAUCAGUUCUACUGUGGUGAUGGCCUUCUUGAGUACAAAAACCAUCAAUCAUCUUGGUCCUUUGUCAUCUUUGAAUUCUUUUCCAACUUUGCUACAGAUUCUGUUAUGAGAGCAAGGACAUCAGCAUACUGUAAUUCUGAAGUGAAGCUAGUCUUAGAUUUCCCUUGUAAAAUGGGGCCUCGCUUCUGUUCCAACAUAGCUCUAAAGAAUGAUAGGCAGCAUCUUAUGGACUCCUUUUCAACAGCAUGCAAUGCAUUGAGCCUAACAACCAGCCUACAAAAGACAGUCAUAAUAUACCAAUCUGCACAAGAUGACAAUGGGAAUCUUUACCCAAGUUUUGAAACACCAAAUGCCAUAAAGGAUAAAAAAUUCACAUUGAAAUGCAAUGUUGAGGGUGGUAGAAGAGUUUGGUAUACUGGAAAUGGAACAGUUAUUGCUAAAUACCUUGGAGCAAAUAGCCAAAAUAGGCCUAAAUAUUUUGGUAGCCGUCAAGAAACUAGUUGCCAAGAGAAAAUCUGCACAUUGAGUAUAACCAAUGUCAGUUUAGCUGAAGACAACAUGAGCAUUAUUUGCAGUACUGGUCUCCAUACAAGCAUGUUCAAUAUUACAGUAUUUGGUAAGUAAUUAUUUUUUUUUAUU